Messenger RNA from Caenorhabditis remanei, 1311 nucleotides. RefSeq lists its product as uncharacterized. Gene Ontology annotation, molecular function: tRNA binding; tRNA dihydrouridine synthase activity; flavin adenine dinucleotide binding. The record is from RefSeq and is a predicted model, not a curated record. Gene Ontology annotation, cellular component: cytoplasm. Gene Ontology annotation, biological process: tRNA dihydrouridine synthesis. The coding region runs from base 1 to 1311 and encodes 436 amino acids. NCBI's taxonomy places the organism in Eukaryota, Metazoa, Nematoda, Chromadorea, Rhabditida, Rhabditidae. The transcript is spliced from 7 exons.
AUGUCCGAGUUGUACAGUAAUAAAAAGAUUCUGGCCCCGAUGGUGCGGGCUGGAAGGACACCACUACGAUUGUUAUGUCUGAAAUAUGGUGCAGACUUGUGUUAUACAGAAGAAAUUGUAGAUAAGAAACUGAUUGAAUCGACCAGAGUGAUAAAUGAUGCUCUGGGAACAAUUGACUAUCGAAAUGGCGAUGAUAUCAUCUUGCGAUUGGCUCCAGAAGAAAAAGGGCGGUGUAUUCUUCAAAUUGGAACAAAUUCUGGAGAAAAAGCUGCGAAAAUCGCUGAAAUCGUUGGUGAUGAUGUUGCUGGAAUCGACGUAAACAUGGGUUGCCCAAAACCUUUUUCAAUUCACUGUGGAAUGGGUGCCGCAUUGUUAACCCAAACGGAAAAGAUUAUUGAUAUUCUGAAAUCUCUGAAAGCUGCUGCAAAAGUACCAGUGACCUGCAAGAUUCGUGUGCUAGAUAAUCCUGAAGAUACACUCAAACUAGUCAGAGAAAUUGAGAUAUGCGGAGUUUCAGCGUUAGGAGUACAUGGAAGACGACGAGAUGAACGACAACCAGAUCAAUGUAGAAUUGAAGAGAUUCGUGAGGUUUCCCGCACUAUUACGACUAUUCCAAUUAUUGCAAAUGGUUUCUCCGGUGAAAUCGAGCAGUUCUCAGAUAUUGAGAAAUGGAGAUCCGCAACUGAAACUAGCAGUAUAAUGAUUGCUCGAAAAGCUCUCUCCACUCCUUCCAUAUUCCGUGAAGAUGGUGUUCUAGAUAAAUUUGAAGACAUCGAGAACUUUCUGGAAUUAGCAUGCCAAUAUGAUGAAUCUUAUACAAUGACAAAGUACGUAGUCCAACGAAUUCUUGGAAGCGACCAGGAGCAUGAUCCACGUGGGAAGGCUACGGUAGCCGCUGGAAGUGUGUUACAGAUUUGUAAAGCAUUUGGAAAAGAAGAGGUUUUUAAUAAAUGGAAUGAGGAUCGCAAAAAGAAGCAGAGUAAAAAGAGAGCACGAGUUGAUGACGAUGGUGUCUAUAAUAUUGAAGUGUCUUUCCCACUAAAACGUCUCAAAAAUUCGGUCGGAUUCUCACCAACUCCCAAGAUGGUCCUCCACGAUUACUGCGUAGAAACGAAAACACCAAAAGCCACGUAUGAAGUUACCAAAAGAGACGACAAGAGAUUUAUAGCAACAGCUACCAUUGGUGAAAAGAAGUUCCGUUCAGGAAUUGGUCAACCAAACGUUCGGAUGGCUGAGCAAGUGGCUGCACUAGCAGCUCUUCAUGGAAUGAAUAUUAGAAAUCGUCUGGAAGGAAACUGGGAAGAAGAUUAA